CCGGGAGCUGCGGUGCAGGGGCGGGGUCUCGCGGCGGGGGAAGGGGCUGCUCUGGGCUCCAGAUGCUGUGCGCCGGGAGGCUGGGCGGGCUCGGAAGCCGGGCAGCGCCUCUAUGGCCCGGGCGAGCGGGCUCGAGGGGCCUCGGAGCCGGGAUCUGCGCCCGAGGGGUCAGCACCAGCUGGUUCCCGGUGGGCGCCGCCUUCAAUGUCAAGCCCCAGGGCCGCCGCCUGGACCUGUUCGGCGAGCGCCGGGGUCUUUUUGGAGUUCCUGAGCUCAGCGCCCCAGAAGGAUUUCGGGUCGCCCAAGAAAAUGCCUUGAGGAAGGCAGACUUGCUUGUGGAGCGUGUGUGUUCCAUGGCACCUGGGCCCCAGACCGUGCUCAUUUUCGACGAGCUCUCUGAUUCCUUGUGCAGGGUGGCCGACUUGGCCGAUUUUGUGAAAAUCGCCCACCCCGAGCCCGCGUUCCGAGAGGCGGCGGAGGAAGCCUGUACGAGCAUCGGCACCGCGGUGGAAAAGUUGAACACAAAUGUGGAAUUAUAUCGAAGUCUGCAAAAAUUGCUAGCUGACAAAAAACUUGUGGAUUCCCUUGAUCCAGAAACCAGGCGAGUGGCUGAACUGUUUAUGUUUGAUUUUGAAAUCAGCGGAAUCCACCUAGACAAAGAGAAGCGUAAGAGAGCAGUGGACCUGAAUGUUAAAAUCUUGGAUUUGAGUAAUACAUUUCUCACGGGAACUAACCUUCCCAACAAGAUUGAGAAGCAUCUCUUGCCAGAACACAUUCAUCAAAACUUUGUAGUCGCUGGAAAUCACGUGAUAGUUGAUGGUCUACACGCAGAAUCUCCAGAUGACUUGGUGCGAGAAGCCGCUUAUAAAAUUUUUCUUUAUCCCAAUGCUGGUCAGUUGAGAUGUUUGGAGGAAUUGCUCAGCAACCGAGACCUGCUGGCAAAGUUAGUGGGGUACUCCACGUACUCCCACAGAGCCCUCCAAGGAACAAUAGCCCAAAGUCCAGAGACGGCCAUGCAGUUCCUGGAGAAGCUAUCAGGAAAACUUUCUGAAAGAACUAUAAGAGACUUUGAGAUGAUACGAGGGAUGAAAAUGAAACUAAAUCCUCGAAAUUCUGAAUUAAUGCCUUGGGAUCCCCCCUACUACAGCGGUGUGAUUCGUGCAGAGAGGUACAACAUCGAGCCCAGUUUGUAUUGUCCAUUUUUCUCCCUUGGAGCGUGCAUGGAAGGCCUCAACACUUUGUUUGGCAGACUGUUAGGGACUACGUUGUAUGCCGAGCAGCCCGCGAAAGGAGAGGUGUGGUGCGAGGGCGUCCGCAAACUGGCUGUGGUUCAUGAAUCCGAAGGAUUGUUGGGGUACAUUUACUGUGAUUUUUUUCAGCGACCGGGCAAGCCACAUCAGGACUGCCAUUUUACAAUCCGUGGAGGCAGAUUAAAGGAAGACGGAGACUACCAGCUCCCAGUCGUAGUUCUUAUGCUGAAUCUUCCCCAUCCCUCAAGGAACUUACCAACUUUAUUAACUCCUGCAAUGAUGGAAAAUCUUUUCCAUGAAAUGGGACAUGCCAUGCAUUCUAUGCUGGGACGUACUCGUUACCAACACGUCACUGGGACCAGGUGCCCCACUGACUUCGCUGAAGUUCCUUCUAUUCUGAUGGAGUACUUUGCAAAUGACCACCGAGUGGUUAGCCAGUUUGCCAGACAUUAUCAGACGGGGCAGGCACUGCCCAAAAAUAUGGUGUCUCGGCUUUGUGAGUCCAAAAAGGUGGGUGCUGCAGCCGAUAUGCAACUUCAGGUCUUUUAUGCCGCCCUGGAUCAGAUCUACCAUGGGAAGCACCCCCUGAGGGCAUCGACCACAGACAUUCUCAGGGAAACCCAGGAGAAAUUUUAUGGCUUACCAUACGUUCCAAAUACCGCCUGGCAGCUUCGAUUCAGCCACCUCGUGGGCUACGGUGCCAAGUAUUACUCUUACCUCAUGUCCAGGGCGGUAGCUUCCAUGGUCUGGAAGGAGUGUUUUCGACGAGACCCUUUUAACAGGACGGCAGGGGAGCGCUAUCGCAGGGAGAUGCUGGCACACGGCGGGGGCAAGGAACCGAUGCUCAUGGUGCAAGGACAGAUGAAAGUCAACUCCCUCUUUGCCUUUUUAUGAACUGAUAUGUGCGGAGUCUGUCCUAACGCAACUUUGUCUUUCUCACAUGGCUGUCAACACUUCCCUCUUUUUAGUUGUGAGGUUUCAGUCUUCUUUUGGCAAAAUCCGUCUGUCCCUCUCCCCCCCCCCCCACCCCACCGCCCCCAGUUUAGGUAACUUCCACGGUGAAACACGUUUGGAAAUUCCACUCCGGGACUGAACAGCUCCAACCUGGCUCCCAGGGGCUCCCAAGAGACCGCGGGUCUAAUCAUCACCCUUUAAGAUUACGACUUGAAGACAAGGGGGACGUCUUUGUCAGCUUUUUAAAAAAUCAAAGAGUUCCUGGAACUUUCUGGACCAUACACACAUAUGAAAGCUAAUUUCAAUUUUUCUUAUUUAAGGAACUGCCUGCAAACGUCGCAUUUUUCUUUUAAUUCUCUGUGUAGAAGCUAGUUCAUGUCGACACUUGCCAAACAUUUAAAUCUAAUUAAAGCAAGGAUACCAUCACGAUAUGCCAAGAGAAUUCUUGCCUCAGGACUAUUCUUUAUCCCAGUGAGUCCUGAUUUCCUCUUCUGGGGACCUUCGUCUCUAGCAGUCACAUGACAUACAAAAAUGACCAAACCACUUCUGACCAGAUUUUAUUUAAAAAUGCCAUGAGCGUGUGUGUUUUUGUUUUGCUGUUGCUAGAAUUGCCAUUCCUUGAGACGCAGGCACGGUGGAGGAUGAGAGACUGGAGAAGGACAUGGGCUAGCUAGGUCUAUGUCCCGCGAAGGACAGAGCAAGGUCAUAUUUAUAUUGGCAGUUUGUCGAGUUCAAGUGAACCACUUCAAAGGGACAGGAGGCUAUGCUUAACUGAAUACUUUGGCUCUGAAUAACUGGGUUUUACCUUCUGACAGGCCCAGGCAUUUAAUUAUAAAUGACCAGUCAUUUAAUUAUAGAAUGUUUCACAUACUAGAGGGAAGAAAAGGGUGUAAUAGGUUAACACGUUUGAUUGAGAGCCACGUUUAGAUGUUUUCCCUACAGCUGUUCUCUGCAUUAAGAAACUUGGCGCGUAGGAAGUGCCCGAAACCUGAUUUAUUAAUCAGAUUGCUUCUACUUAAGCAAUAACCUACAUCUAAAGAUCUAAUGUGAAAUGGGCUACUUUAGCAACCAUCAAAGACUCAACCAUUUCCAUCCUUGGGUCAGAGGAAAGGCCUUCUUUCCCCCGUAGAGAUUAUUUGACUGGGAAAGGAAAACUAUGUUUUGAACUUUAGUUUUGUAAAUAAAGACAAAGCAGUGAACUUCCCCCUCAGUAGCUUCUCCUUAUUUCUCAGAUAUUUCCUGGGUGAAGAUAGUAGAAUUGAACUUGGAUGAGGAUGAGAAUAUUUUGAUCUGCAGUUGAAAGCAUUACAACAUUCUUAUUUUCUUAACUACUGCAGGUCUAGUCCGUGGCUUACGAGUAUGUGUUUGGCACGACUGUUUUUAUGUCCGCCACGCAAGCCAGUCCUUGGGCAUUUCCCACGCGGCCGCUCCCCCUGAUGGGAAUGACCAUGGCCAUGUGUCCCGUCCCGGACCCGCCCCCCAAACUCUCUGUUCUCACAGCCGACUGAGGCCUGAUGGCUCCCCCGCCCCCCAGCCCGGCACCUAAAUGUGACAAGCUGUUGGCUUUCCUCUCACAUUCUGGCCCAGUUACCUUCUCAUCCUGGUCACUGUCGUUCCAAGCCCUAGAGUCUUCAUAAAACAUGUCUCCCGGAGCCUCCACCCUUCCUCCAAGACCCCAGCAGACCACUUAGUGGUCAGUAUACAUUCUUUUCCUUUUCCCACCUUCGUGCCUUCCUACAUCGUCCUCUCCACCUAGAAGGGCCUAAUUUGACCCUGACCCUUCCCUGUCCUUCAAGUUUCCACUCAGAUCCCAUCCCUCCACAAAGCCAUCUGAAUCUCUCCAUCAGAAUUCAUCUUCCUCCUCUCUUCUCUCACCAACUGCACUUUGCAUGCUGUUAACACCCACAGUUGACUUUUUCCCCAAACGUUUUGUGUUGAAACUUUUCAGACAUUCAGAAAAGUUGAGUGAAAAGAACAGUAAACACUCACGCACUUGCCACUUAGAUUCUACAAUGAACAUUUUAUUGUCUUUGUCACACAUCCAACCAUCCAUUCCUCUAUCCACCCCUCAAGCCAUCAUGUGUAUAUAAUAUAUAUAAUUUUUCAAAGCAAGUGUCAGACAGCAGUACAUUUUGCCCUAGACACUAUUAUAUGACUAUUUCUUUUUUUUAGGUAAUAUUUAUAGACAGUGAAAUGCAUACAUCUUUAAUGUACCGUUUAAUGAAUUCUGAGGCAUAUAUACGCAUAAUAACGCCAAUCACUGCCCAUCUAUAGAACAUGACCAUCACACCAGAGAGCUGGCUUGUGUCCCUUCUCAGUCAGUUGUCCUCUCCACGCCCAUAAGCAACAGCUCUUCUGAUGUUUUUUCACCAGAGACUCCUUUGGCCCACCUUUGAACUUCCUGUGAAUAAAAUCCAACAGGAUGCACUCCUUUGUGGAAGGCUUUUGACAUUCAGCCAUGUUGUUGUUUCACUCAUCAGUGGGUUGUUGUUCUUGUUGCUCAGUGGUAUUCCACUUUCCAAAUAUACCGUGUUUGUUUAUCCAUGUCCUAUCGAUGGAAACUUGUGUCGUUUCUAGUUGGGGGUUGUAAAAUCCUUUUUUGUUGGCAUGCCUUCAUUUCCCUCGGGUAAAUACCUGGGAGGAAAUGGCUGGGUCGUGGGGUACGUGUGUGCGAAUCUUAGAAGAAACCUCCAGAUCUUUUUCUAAAGUGGUUGUACCACUUCACCCCUCCAUCACUGAUAUGUGACAAUGCAGGCUGGCCCACAGCCUUGCCAACGUUUGGUCUUUGGAAUUUUAGCCAUUCUGGUGGUUGUGUUCCUUAGUUUUCUUUCCCCAGAUGACAAUGAUGACGUGUCUUCUCAGUGCCUGUUGUGUUUAUUUGCUUGUCUUCUUUUGUGAAAGGUCUACUCAAACCUGUUGUCCCUUUUAAAAUUUUUUUUUAAGAAUGGUUGUUUAUUUAAUGUUU
Prionailurus viverrinus (fishing cat) is the source of this 5169-nucleotide messenger RNA. RefSeq names its product mitochondrial intermediate peptidase (gene MIPEP). Gene Ontology annotation, cellular component: mitochondrion. Gene Ontology annotation, molecular function: metalloendopeptidase activity. Gene Ontology annotation, biological process: peptide metabolic process. The coding region runs from base 63 to 2144 and encodes 693 amino acids. NCBI's taxonomy places the organism in Eukaryota, Metazoa, Chordata, Mammalia, Carnivora, Felidae. The transcript has 19 exons. The record is from RefSeq and is a predicted model, not a curated record.